Messenger RNA from Mandrillus leucophaeus (drill), 2643 nucleotides. RefSeq names its product RAN binding protein 3-like (gene RANBP3L). Gene Ontology annotation, cellular component: nuclear pore; cytoplasm. Lineage: Eukaryota; Metazoa; Chordata; Mammalia; Primates; Cercopithecidae. The record is from RefSeq and is a predicted model, not a curated record. Gene Ontology annotation, biological process: protein export from nucleus. Gene Ontology annotation, molecular function: GTPase activator activity.
AAAGAACUGUGCACUUUCAGCUGUCACCGAGGGUAACUCAGAUUAGGCUUAGAAAUCACUUGACUUAACUCAGCAGCACUUUUUUUUUUCUUUGUGUAUGUAUUACUUUAGCAGUCUUCUUUAAAUACCAGAGGCAUUGGAUUUCAUGUCGGUAAAAGGAAUUUAAAAAUGCCAAAACUGUAAUCUAUUAGAAAUAGUUAAUUUGUAGAAUUUUACUCUAUAAGGGGGUUUAGUUUCAAUUCAUUUUGAAAUGAAAGAAUAAUUAAGUUGUAUUUUUAGCCAAAUGAAUUGGCAUCUUUAGGAGAAGUAACAUUGGUCAUUAUUUAUUUCAAGAAUCAUGACUGGAAAAAGCUUGGAAGUUUAGUAGAGGAGUAUAUGUUGUACAUGCAAAGACAAGAUCUGCAUGAAUCUGUGUAUUUCUGGGUGUCUGGUGAAGGCCAUUUUAGGUGACUGGCCAAGAGAAGGAGUGCUCUAGUGAUCCUUGAGUCACAGCCAUACUGCUAGGACCAUGACUACCAUACCAAGAAAAGGCAGCAGCCACCUGCUUGGCAGUUUGCACACCUGUCAACUGAAGCUGCAGGAGGACCGGCAACAGCAAGAAAAAUCUGUCAUUGCUCAACCAAUAUUUGUUUUUGAAAAGGGAGAACAUACUUUUAAGAGACCUGCAGAAGACACCCUGUAUGAAGUAGCAGAACCAGAACGUAAUGGUUUUUCAAGAAAGCGUGUACGGUCUUCAUCUUUUACUUUUCAUAUUACAGAUUCUCAGUCCCAGGGAGUGUCAACCUUGUCUCAGAAACAAAUGAGAUCUUCAUCCGUCACUAACCUCCCAACCUUCCCCCAUUCUGGGUCAGUGAGGAAAAACAAUAUUUUUAUGAUAUCGACUCUUGUGCAAAGUAAUGUUGAUAUAAAGAGUGCUGAACAAGGUCCUGUGAAACAUUCUAAGCAUGUUAUUAGACCUGCUAUUUUGCAGCUACCUCAAGCUCAAAGUUGUACAAAAGUAAGAAAAACAUUUGGACACAAGGCACUGGAAUCCUGCAAGAUUAAAGAAAAAACAAAUAAUAAGAUUUCUGAGGGAAAUUCCUAUUUGUCAAGUGAAAACUUAUCAAGUGCCAGAAUUUCAGUCCAGCUGUCUACUAACCAGCACUUUUUAGGUGCAACAUCAGUAGGAUGUCAACCAAAUGAAGAUAAAUGUUCUUUUAAAAACGGCAGUUCCAAUUUUGUUUUUGGAGAAAACAUGGUAGAAAGAGUUUUGAGUACUCAAAAACUCACCCAGCCUCAACUUGAAAAUGAUUCAUACACCAAGGAAAAACCAUUCAAAUCCACUCCGAAAUUUCCUGUCAACUUUUUAAGUUCAAGAACAGACUCCAUUAAAAAUACUUCCCUAACUGAAUCAGCUGCUGCAUUCUCUUCCCAACCAUCACGAAAAUGCUUGCUGGAGAAAAUUGAUGUUAUAACAGGGGAGGAAUCAGAACAUAAUGUGUUAAAGAUCAACUGCAAGCUUUUCAUAUUCAACAAAACAACACAAUCCUGGAUUGAAAGGGGCAGAGGAACGUUGAGACUGAAUGAUACAGCAAGCAGUGACUGUGGAACAUUACAGUCAAGACUAAUUAUGCGCAAUCAAGGCAGUUUAAGGCUGAUCCUCAAUAGCAAACUCUGGGCCCAAAUGAAGAUUCAAAGAGCAAACCACAAAAAUGUACGAAUAACAGCUACUGAUUUAGAAGACUAUAGCAUCAAAGUAUUUUUAAUUCAGGCCAGUGCCAAAGAUACAGCAUAUUUGUAUGCAGCAAUACAUCAUCGUCUUGUUGCACUUCAAAGCUUCAGUAAGCAGAAAGAUGUCAAUCAAGCUGAAAGCCUGUCAGAAACAGUCCAACAAUCGAACUGCGAAAGCUGUGAUGAGAAUGAGGAUGAUUUCAUUCAAGUCACUAAAAAUGGAUCAGAUCCUUCUAGGUGGACUCACAGACAGUCGGUUGCCUGUUCAUGAAUACUACCUGCUAUAAACAUGACAUCUACAAAAAGAGGGUUCACCCUACUGAAAAUACUAAACCACCCUAACUAAUGAGAAGAUUCUAUUCAUUCCUUGAAGAGUUUUUAUAGAAAAGUUUAAGAUAUGUAAUUUGUUACAAUUAACAUUUUUAUGUUUUACAUUUAACAUUUUGAUUAUUGUGCAGAAACUGACAGAAUUUAAAAAAAUAAAUGGACUUCAGAAGUUCAAAAUUUAUCAUUUUUGAAGAAGUUUAUUUAGAAUAGGAUUUUAUAACUAAUUUGGACGCUUCAUCACAUUGAUGGAUAUAAUACUCAGAAUUAUAAAUUGCUAGAUUUGAUAAAUACCUACCAAAAUGUUUAUUUUUUUCAGUCACACACUGACCAUAAAACAAAUAUUUUACUAAAUUUCCAGAGUCAUUUCUUUGAAAAACAGUAUAAUUGCAUCAUAACAUUUCACUAAAUCCUAUUUAUCUUCUGGGAAAUGUAUAUUUUAAUUUUAGCUUUUGGAUUUCCUAAAUACGAUAAGCGUAUAUAUUCAUGGUAUGAAUUUCUUUAAAAAGAGCAUCUGCUCUUGGACUUGUAUCUGUUGCAUCUUGUCAAUGCUUGACUCAUGGUCAGCAUCCAAUAGUUGUUAAACGAAUAAAUAAAUAUAAUACAUUA